CUUAUCCAAAGGGGGAAUGUGUUACUGUCUGGUUUUCUAGUUCCGCUCUUUCACCUUUAAUGUAGACAUUUUCUUUUUGCAAAAUUAGUGCUUAACCUACUAAACAGUGCAAAAUAGUAUUGUAGCUUCAUUUUCCACUUGGGCGGGGGAGAGCUUCUAACACAUGAUGGGAGGUGGUAAGGCACUUGAUUUACAUUAUUAAGGCACUGGAUGUACACGAAGGAUCGCAAUAUUAUGAUAUUGUAAAACAGAAAAAAGGUAUGUUUGUAUUAUAAUAAAGAGCUUUUUUUCUGUGUGGGAAUUUUUCUUUUUUGUGAGACACUCCUUAGCUUUGUGAAGCCAGAAACAGCAGAAUACAUUUCCUCCGUCUCGGCAUCUCUUUCAGAGCCAGCCAGUCUCCAUGGCAACAUGUUAGACUGAAAGGUAUGUGAGGACCGGGGAGGAAAGGAAUGAGUUAGAAACAGCCAAGUAGUGGUGUGUGUCCCUAACGUCAGUAUACCAGUCUUUUGAUAGGAUGAUUUUGUUAACUCCCAUCCAAGGCUCCUGUGCAGAGCUUCUUUAUUAGAGCAGCUGCUAGGGCAUCUGCUUUAGAAAUCUCUCUCCUACACCCUUUCCCCUCCCCCCCUUUUUCUCCCCCCCCCCCCCACCUCUCGUAUUUUGGCUCCAGCCUCUCAUUGAAAAUGUGCAGCUCAUUUUCAUCAUUCUGUCAGCGUCUUUGCACUUCAGUGUUUUGCAUUUCACUUGACCUCAGCACAGUGAAAUAUCUUCUACAUUGCUGAAGGAUACUGACUAUGCAGAAAUUUAUUGAAGCGGAUUACUAUGAACUAGACUGGUAUUAUGAAGACUGCACGGAUGUUUUAUGUGCUGAAAGAGUGGGCCAGAUGACUAAAACAUACAAUGACAUAGAUGCUGUUACACGACUUCUAGAAGAGAAAGAGCGGGAUUUAGAAUUAGCUGCUCGAAUUGGCCAGUCGUUGUUAAAGAAGAAUAAAUCACUAACCGAGAGAAAUGAAUUCCUUGAAGAACAAGUAGAGCAUAUCAGGGAAGAGGUUUCUCAGUUGCGCCAUGAACUGUCCAUGAAGGAUGAGCUGCUUCAGUUUUAUACCAGUGCUGCUGAGGAAAGUGAGCCAGAGUCCAUCUGCUCAACACCGUUGAAGAGGAAUGAGUCUUCCUCCUCCGUCCAGAACUAUUUUAACUUGGAUUCUCUUCAAAAGAAACUCAAGGACCUUGAAGAGGAGAAUGUUGUGCUUAGAUCAGAGGCCUGUCAGCUGAAGACUGAAACAAUUACUUACGAAGAGAAAGAACAGCAGCUUGUAAAUGACUGUGUGAAAGAGCUGAGGGAUGCAAACAUCCAGAUUUCCAGUAUCUCGGAGGAGUUAGCAAAGAAAACUGAAGAUGCUGCCCGGCAGCAGGAAGAGAUCACCCAUCUUCUUUCUCAGAUAGUUGAUCUGCAGAAAAAGGCAAAAUCUUGUGCAGUCGAAAAUGAAGAACUUGUCCAGCAUUUGGGAGCAGCUAAAGAUGCCCAGCGUCAGCUCACGGCAGAAUUGCGGGAGCUGGAAGACAAGUAUGCAGAGUGCAUGGAAAUGCUUCAUGAGGCACAGGAGGAGCUGAAGAACCUUCGGAACAAGACGAUGCCAAAUGCCAUAUCUCGUCGCUAUCACUCACUAGGCCUCUUCCCCAUGGACUCUUUGGCAGCAGAGAUAGAAGGAUCAAUGCGAAAAGAACUGCAACUGGAUGAGCCAGACUCUCCUGACGUAACUCACCAGAAGCGAGUCUUUGAGACUGUGAGAAACAUAAACCAGGUUGUCAAGCAGAGAUCCCUGACUCCAUCUCCAAUGAAUAUCCCAGGAUCUAACCAAUCUUCUGCAAUGAACUCAGUCCUUUCUAGCUGUACCAGCACUCCACGUUCCAGUUUCUAUGGGGGAGACAUCUCCAACAAUGUGAUAGACAACAAGACCAAUAGCAUCAUUCUAGAAACAGAAUCCUCUGACAUUGGAAAUGAAAACAAGAAUAAGAAGCCUGGAACUCCGGGGACACCUGGUUCUAGUGACUUGGAGACAGCUCUUCGAAGGUUGUCCCUUCGGCGAGAGAAUUACCUCUCAGAGCGGAGGUUCUUUGAAGAAGAACAGGAAAGGAAGUUACGGGAACUGGCAGAGAAGGGUGAACUCCAUAGUGGUUCCAUUACACCAACAGAGAGCAUCAUGUCAUUGGGAACUCACUCCAGGUUUUCAGAAUUCACUGGAUAUUCAGGAAUGUCCAUCAGCAGUCGCUCCUACCUGCCAGAGAAGCUUCAGAUUGUGAAGCCCCUUGAAGGUUCAGCCACUUUGCAUCAUUGGCAGCAACUAGCUCAGCCUCAUCUGGGCGGAAUCUUAGACCCAAGGCCUGGGGUUGUCACUAAGGGCUUCAGAACUCUGGACCUCGACCUCGAUGAAGUGUACUGCCUUAAUGAUUAUGAAGAAGAUGAGACAGGUGACAUUUCUUACAAGGGCCUAACUACCUCGACGCCAAUUCAGCACACAGAGACCUCAGGUGAGAGGUCACAAGCACAAGUGACUGUUUCAGACAGCAAGAAUAAUCCAAGCCAGGCUCAGGCUUUCACAGAGGAGAUGCAGGAGUCCACGACUGCCGAUGAUGAGGGGUCUGUACAUCAUCCUGGGAAGUGCAUGUCACAAACCAACUCCACCUUCACCUUCACCACCUGCCGCAUUCUGCACCCUUCUGAUGAGCUCACACGAGUCACUCCAAGCCUUAAUGCAACACCUACUCCAGCUUGCAGCAGCCUUGGCAAUUUGAAAGGCACCCCGGUCGCUACCCCAUGCACCCCUCGGCGUCUAAGCUUGGCAGAAUCCUUCACUAACCUUCGGGAAUCCACAACUACGAUGAGCACAUCCUUGGGCCUGGUGUGGCUGCUUAAAGAACGAGGGAUCUCAGCAGCAGUGUACAAUCCACAAAGCUGGGACAGGGCCAGCAGGGGCACCAUCCUGAACCCGUACUCUCCUAAAAUGGCGAUUAUUCCUUCCACUCCUCCGAACUCACCUAUGCAGACUCCCUCUUCUUCCCCACCAGCUUUUGAGUUCAAGUGCACCAGCCCUCCUUAUGACAACUUCCUCGCUUCCAAACCUGCCAGUUCCAUUUUGAAGGAGGUGAGAGAGAAAAAGAACAUCAGGAACAGUGAGAGUCAGACCGAUGUGUCUGUCUCCAACCUUAACCUUGUGGACAAAGUAAAGCGGUUCGGAAUUGCCAAAGUAGUUAGCUCGGGGCAAACGCAAGCACCUCCCUUAACUGAUGACGAGGGACCUCUUCUCUGUGGGGUUCAAGGACCAGUAAGGGCCUUUGUUCCCCAAGGCUUGGUCCCAGAAAGCCUUCAGUUGGGCUGCCCUUCUGCAACAAGUGCCAUUGGCGGUAUUCAGCUGAACACUGGCAUUCGAAGGAAUCGGAGCUUCCCAACCAUGGUGGGUUCCAGCAUGCAGAUGAAGGGCCCUGCAACUCUCACUUCUGGCAUUCUAAUGGGAGCCAAGCUCCCUAAGCAAACUAGCUUACGAUGAAGGACUUAAUUUUUAUGGCUAGUCUUUUAAAGAGAUACCAAGAACCCGCCUGCAAUUUUUUUUUCUUCCAUUGCCUCCUGAGUUUGACAAAUCAACUUUGUGCCUAAUGGGAGAAGUGUGUAAAGUUUGUACAAUUUGUAAAUAUGUACUAGAUAUAUUGUAACUAAUUUCUUUAUUUUACUGUUCAGUUGAGUGCAAAAUGUUCUGACACUGCAGUUGCUGUAUUAGGGUUUAACUUGCUAACCUUCUGAAAGGUGGUGGGUUUUUUUUAAAGACGCACUGAAGGUGCGGGGGUGGGGAGGGGAGACCCAACAAUCCAUGAAGAAAGUGAAUUCUGUAGCUAGCCUAACUUGACCUAGCAUAGCAAGGUUAUUGACCAUGUUACCUGAGACAUUGAAAUAUCAGCAGCAGGGAGCAUUUGUGCUUUGGUAAGUGCUAAACAAAAUAGUCAGCUUAGCAUCUGUGUUAAUUUCAUUUUGCCAUUGUGAAUGAAGUGGGUUAUCCGAGCGUGUGGCUGUUAUGCUUGAAUAGAUGAGACAUUUUUUUGUUUUUUGUUUUGUUUUUUUCCUGGUAUGAUAAACUUGAACUAGUACUAUGUUUUGAGGUCAACGGGCCUGCUACGUGCCUGGAAAAAUGACACAUUUCCACUACUGCUGUUUCUUCUGGCACAUCUGUAUUCUGUGUGAUUCACUUUAUUAUUUUCAAUAUUGCACUGGACUGUGGAAGGAAAAAUGUUUUACCUUGUGUUCUCUUGCUGACACUGAAAAUCACACCUUACAAACUAUCCUUAAAGAGACUAGUUUUCACACUUCACAAGAUAACAUGGCAACUACUUCCUGGGAGCCAGAGUCACUGAAUAGAUUGGAAAACAGUCUUGUUUGAAAAUAUAGUUUAGCAAAAGCAGUCUUUGAAAAAGGUGUGUGCUUGAAAUAUCAUGAAGGGAAGAACCACAGAAGUAUUUAGUAACAGAAUAUGGUACAAGCAAGGGAAAGCAGCUUUUGAUUUUAUAUUUGCCUUUUCACUACAGAUUUUAUAUAUAUAUAUAAAGAAAUCAAUCCACUAAGUGGUUUUAUAACAGGGUGAGAAUAUUUUCUACUUAGCUUUCAUCAUUUUUCAUAGAAACCUGUUUCCAUCCAGGUGUUGUAAACUUGCCAGAAGUAAUAGCCAUUUGAAAACAUUUUUAUUCCCCCUGCUAUAAUAAGCCCAUAUGCUUUCAAUUAGGAAAGCCCAGUAUUUGUUAGAAUUUUCUUUCCUGUCCCUCCCAAUUUUAUGCUAGGUGCUUGCAAGAAUAUUUGUUAGCUCUUAAAAUAGAAAUGGACAAAAAAGAUCUUAUUUCUGUGGCCAAGGAAAGAUUAUUUUUGAGCUUUAAUUUAAAAAAUCAGGAUCUGCUUUUUUCCUUGCAGUCUCUGUGAAGUUUAAAAUCAAGCAGCCAGUUUAUUUAUUGCCACCACUACUGCACUACAUGUAAUUGCUGUGAAUUGCCAUUUGUACCAGACUGUUACUAAAUCAUUAGCACUGAUAAUUUCUUGUAUAAAUGGAACUGUCUUUUAGUCUUUGUGACAAGAGAAGGAUGUAUUAAAAUGAAGUAGAUAUUACAAUAGUGCAAUGAUAUUUUGAGAGAAAACACAUGAGCCAAAUACUGCAUGUGUUUGAAGACUUCUAUUUAUUCUGUGAACUUUAAAAAAAAGUUUUAGUAAAAUGUCAUCAGCUCUAUUUGCUGUUGUAUAUGUGCACUUAUUGCAAGUAACUUUAAAAUUUUUUAUUUGAAUGUAUCUUUAAAAAUAGAUAGAAUAACAAUUAGAUCUGAAAAAUCAUUGACUUUUAUGGGCCAUUUUAUGUACCCAGAGAGAGAGAGCAAUACCAUAUGAGAAUUAAAAAUGUAAAAGCUAAUCAUGCAAUUUGGAAAGUAUAUUAUUAUUUAGCCUUUAAGUAAACAAUAGGAGCUGUCCAAUCACCAGAAAGCGGGUGUAACACAUCAGAAGGAUAAAAUUUAAAUUUUCUUCACUAAUGAAUAUCAAUAAAAUAAAAUAAACGUGA
Molecule: messenger RNA, 5582 nt
Organism: Dermochelys coriacea (leatherback sea turtle)
Lineage: Eukaryota; Metazoa; Chordata; Testudines; Dermochelyidae
Gene: TRAK1
Product: trafficking kinesin protein 1
Exons: 15
Coding region: 792-3545 (917 amino acids)
Biological process (GO): endosome to lysosome transport; neurogenesis; anterograde axonal transport of mitochondrion
Cellular component (GO): dendrite
Molecular function (GO): GABA receptor binding
Source: RefSeq, a predicted model, not a curated record